UCUCUGGGGCACGGCCGGGCGGCGCGGCGGGAGUGCACAGGACCCGCCAUGGCGGCGGAAGCCUCAGAGAGCGAGCCGGCGCUGCAGGAGCUCAUGCGCGAGGCGGAGAUCAGCCUGCUGGAGUGCAAGGUGUGCUUUGAGAAGUUUGGCCACCGGCAGCAGCGGCGCCCGCGCAACCUGUCCUGCGGCCACGUGGUCUGCCUGGCCUGCGUGGCCGCCCUGGCGCACCCGCGCACGCUGGCCCUCGAGUGCCCAUUCUGCAGGCGAGCCUGCCGGGGCUGCGACACCAGCGACUGCCUGCCGGUGCUGCACCUCAUAGAGCUCCUGGGCUCAGCGCUUCGCCAGUCCCCGGCCGCCCACCGCGCCGCCCCCAGCACCCCCGGAGCCCUCACCUGCCACCAUACCUUUGGCGGCUGGGGGACCCUGGUCAACCCCACCGGACUGGCGCUUUGUCCCAAGACGGGGCGGGUCGUGGUGGUGCACGACGGCAGGAGGCGUGUCAAGAUUUUUGACUAUGGGGGAGGAUGCGCGCAUCAGUUUGGAGAGAAGGGGGACGCUGCCCAAGACAUUAGGUAUCCUGUGGAUGUCACCAUCACCAACGACUGCCAUGUGGUUGUCACUGACGCCGGCGAUCGCUCCAUCAAAGUGUUUGAUUUUUUUGGCCAGAUCAAGCUUGUCAUUGGAGGCCAAUUCUCCUUACCUUGGGGUGUGGAGACCACCCCUCAGAAUGGGAUUGUGGUAACUGACGCGGAGGCAGGGUCCCUACACCUCCUGGACGUCGACUUCGCGGAAGGGGUCCUUCGGAGAACUGAAAAGUUGCAAGCUCAUCUGUGCAGUCCCCGAGGGGUGGCAGUGUCUUGGCUCACGGGGGCCAUUGCAGUCCUGGAGCACCCCCUGGCCCUGGGGACUGGGGUUUGCAGCACCAGGGUGAAAGUGUUUAGCUCAAGUAUGCAACUUGUCGGCCAGGUGGAUACCUUCGGGUUGAGCCUCUACUUUCCCUCCAAAAUAACUGCCUCCGCUGUGACCUUUGAUCACCAGGGAAAUGUAAUUGUUGCAGAUACGUCUGGUCCCGCUAUCUUUUGCUUAGGAAAACCUGAAGAGUUUCCAGUACCGAAGCCCAUGGUCACUCAUGGUCUUUCCCAUCCUGUGGCUCUUACCUUCACCAAGGAAAAUUCUCUUCUUGUGCUCGACACAGCAUCUCAUUCUAUAAAAGUCUAUAAAGUUGACUGGGGGUGAUGGGUUGGGGUGGGGCCCUGGAAUCAGAAGCACUAGUGCUGCCAUUAAUGAAUUGUUUAACCCUGGAUAAGUCACUUAAACUCAUCUAUCCGGGCAGGGAUAAUUAAAACUGUCUGGCAGACUUA
Rhinopithecus roxellana (golden snub-nosed monkey) is the source of this 1361-nucleotide messenger RNA. It is a transcript of the gene NHLRC1, whose product is annotated as NHL repeat containing E3 ubiquitin protein ligase 1. The coding region runs from base 49 to 1236 and encodes 395 amino acids. Gene Ontology annotation, biological process: proteasome-mediated ubiquitin-dependent protein catabolic process; protein polyubiquitination; negative regulation of translation. The transcript has a single exon. Gene Ontology annotation, molecular function: ubiquitin protein ligase activity; translation repressor activity; protein binding. The record is from RefSeq and is a predicted model, not a curated record. NCBI's taxonomy places the organism in Eukaryota, Metazoa, Chordata, Mammalia, Primates, Cercopithecidae.